This is a messenger RNA of Salvelinus fontinalis (brook trout), 4349 nucleotides long. Its product is annotated as pentraxin-related protein PTX3-like. The coding region runs from base 417 to 1796 and encodes 459 amino acids. Gene Ontology annotation, molecular function: complement component C1q complex binding. NCBI's taxonomy places the organism in Eukaryota, Metazoa, Chordata, Actinopteri, Salmoniformes, Salmonidae. The transcript has 4 exons. The record is from RefSeq and is a predicted model, not a curated record. Gene Ontology annotation, biological process: innate immune response.
UAUAUAGCCCAGGCAGACCCUCCGACCCAUUCCCUCUCAGCCGGAGAACACAACCCUACCAGGACCGCUGCCAAGGGAUUGCUCAGCAUUUAACGAGGGAGAGAGACAGAGAGAGAGAGAGCGAGAGAGAGUGAGUGAGACACAGAGAGAGAGUGAGACAGAGAGAGAGAGAGUGUGAGACAGAGAGAGAGAGAGAGAGAGAGAGAGAGAGAGAGAGAGAGAGAGAGAGAGAGAGAGAGAGAGAAAAAAAAAGAGGAGAGGAGGGGAAACAGCUCUGACAUAUUUAACACAGACUCCCAUUCUCAACAUACUCACACACACUGAGACAGACAGCAGACAAAACACACAGCACAUAGUCUCUGACAGGUAGGUAGACUUCAACACAGACAGACUCUCUGAGACGGACGGCAGGCAGCAUGUUUCUGUGGCGGCUCCCCCAGGCAGUGUGUCUGCUGUCGGUGUGUGUGUCGCUGACCCUUGGGUACGAAGACGAUAUCGAGGUGAACUAUGGUGACAGUUACUACAACGAGAUCACAGAGGGAGAGCCACUGGAGCCCACGGCCACGGCCAUCCCAACCCAAGCCCCCUGUAAGGUGACAGAGAUGACUAAAUGGGACAAGCUCUUCUCCAUGCUGGAGAACUCUCAGAUGAGGGAGAACAUGCUUCUGCAGUACUCUGAUGACAUCAUCAAGGUGGAGUUGGGGUCUCUGCGUGGAGAAAUGCUAAAGUUCGUGGCUCAGUACGGCGGGGCCUGUGGCGUUGCGGUGGAGACUGCUGGACGAAGGAUGUCCAUGCAGAUGGAAGCUCGCCUCAAGGAGAGCCUGGAGCAUCUCAGGCAAGAUCGGAGCAUUGCUGCUGGGAAAUCUGCAGGUAAUUCUGGGAAUAGCCACCAGGAGACGCUGUUACAGCAGCUCCUCACCGUGGCGCGGACACAGGCUUCCCGACUCGUCAAGCUAGAAAAUAUCUGCCUGAGUAAUCCAGGACCCGUAACGCCACCAGAGGCAAAGGGGGAAGACCUGCAGCAGGAUGUGGUGUCGGCAGAGAUGCUGGUUGCCCUGGUGACAGAGCUGGCGAAGACGAGGGCAGUGCUGGAACUAGCGUUCAAGUCGGCACAGCAACGCCACCUGCCUGCAGGCUGUGAGACCGCUCUUCUCUUCCCUAUGCGUUCCCGUCGUAUCUUCUCCUCGGUGACACCAGACCUCCCUCUCUCCCUCUCUUCCUUCACCGUGUGCCUGUGGGCCAAGCCCGUCUCCGUCUCCAACAGAACCGUGCUGUUCUCCUACGGAACCAAACGGAACCCCUAUGAGAUCCAGCUCCUUCUCAGUGGAACCAGGGCUCUCUUCACCGUGGGAGGAGAGGCUCACCUGGUGGAGGGGCGGGGCGUGGCGAGAGGAGGAAUUUGGACCCACAUAUGUGGGGCUUGGAGCUCUGAGCAGGGCAUAGCGUCACUGUGGGCCGAUGGACACAGAGUGGCAUUCACACCCGGGGUGGCCGAGGGCCACGUGUUACCCGAUGGAGGCUCCCUCCAGCUGGGGCAGGAGAAGAACGACGGUGGGGUCUCUGGAGGGUCAGAUGGCAGUGGGAGUCAGAUGCCUGGGUUUGACGGAGGCUUCGAUGCCAAGUUGGCGUUCACUGGGAAGAUGACGGGGGUGAACAUGUGGGACAGCGUGCUGACGGAGGAGGAGAUAUCCCAGCUGGCUUUGCAGGACGGCGAGGGGUGUGAGCAGAGGGGGAACGUAGUUGGGUGGGGCUUGACGGAGAUCGUGCCUCACGGGGGUGCUCAGUUCAUCAACUAACUCUGAUGACGUUUUCAUCAUCCUCAUCAUCAUCAUCCUCAUCAUCAUCAUUUAAAUGAACUCUAUCAUCACCAUUAUAAACUAAGACCUGCAGUGCAGAACAGCCCAACCGGCUGAGACUGCAACAAUAAUGUGAACAUCAACAACAACAACAACAGCAGCUCCCUUUAAUGGUUAAAGAGAAUGUGACAAUAAUGUGCCCUGUUAGAGGAGUGUUUCCUAUUUAGAGAAGCAGGGGAGUGGUAUCACACACACACACACACACACACACACACACACACACACACACACACACACACACACACACACACACACACACACACACACACACACACACACACACACACACACACAGGGAAACAGAGACACACACACACACAGGGAAACAGAGACACACACACACACACACACACACACACACACACACACACAAUCACACACAGGGAAACAGAGACACACACACACACACAGGGAAACAGAGACACACACACACACACACACACACACACACACACACACACACACACACACACACACACACACACACACACACAGGGAAACAGAGACACACACACACACAGGGAAACAGAGACACACACACACACACACACACACACACACACACACACACACACACACACACACACACACACACACACACAGACACACACACACACAGGGAAACAGAGACACACACACACACACACACACACACACACACACACACACACACACACACACACACACACACACACACACACACACACACACACACACACACUUGGUGAGAAGCAUUAGUAUACCGUAGGAGCCUUAGGAGGAGAAGUGGAGAAAACACCAUUUACCACAGAUUUUAAGAGAGAAAGGGAAAGAACAGAGGUGAGAGAGAGAAACAAAGAGCUUAUGUGUGGAAGGAGAGAUGCUUGGGGGAAACUGUCACAAAAACCAGUCUGCAAGGGUCAUCGCUAGAUGGCCAUGCCAGAGGAGGACAACAUUAUCUGUACCAUCAGAAGCUAUGCCAGAGGAGGACAACAUUAUCUAUACCAUCAGAAGCUAUGCUAGAGAGGACAACAUUAUCUAUAACAUCAGAAGCUAUGCUAGAGAGGACAACAUUAUCUAUAACAUCAGAAGCUAUGCUAGAGAGGACAACAUUAUCUAUACCAUCAGAAGCUAUGCUAGAGAGGACAACAUUAUCUAUACCAUCAGAAGCUAUGCUAGAGAGGACAAUAUUAUCUAUAACCAUCAGAAGCUAUGCUAGAGAGGACAACAUUAUCUAUACCAUCAGAAGCUAUGCUAGAGAGGACAACAUUUGUUUUAAAUAUCAGCAGUAUUUAGCAAGUAUGUUACUAAUGGGAGUGUCAGGGUUAAAGGGUAAGGUAAAUGGUAAAUGGUUGAGGUUUGGGUUUAGUUAUUAGGGCGGCAUUGUGGUUAGAAAACGUUGUACCUUGGUCCUCUCUGGCAUGGCUACGUAGUAACAACCAUCUGCAUGAUGCCCUAGGAGAUUGUAACCAUGGCUACGUAGUGCAUGCUGCCCUAGGAGAUUGUAACCAUGGCUACGUAGUAACAACCAUCUGCAUGCUGCCCUAGUAGAUUGUAACCAUGGCUAUGUAGUAACAACCAUCUGCAUGCUGCCCUAGGAGAUUGUAACCAUGGCUACGUAGUAACAACCAUCUGCAUGCUGCCCUAGGAGAUUGUAACCAUGGCUACGUAGUAACAACCAUCUGCAUGCUGCCCUAGGAGAUUGUAACCAUGGCUACGUAGUGCAUGCUGCCCUAGGAGAUUGUAACCAUGGCUACGUAGUAACAACCAUCUGCAUGCUGCCCUAGUAGAUUGUAACCAUGGCUACGUAGUAACAACCAUCUGCAUGCUGCCCUAGGAGAUUGUAACCAUGGCUACGUAGUAACAACCAUCUGCAUGCUGCCCUAGGAGAUUGUAACCAUGGCUACGUAGUAACAACCAUCUGUAUGCUGCCGUAGGAGAUUGUAACCAUGGCUACGUAGUAGUAACCUUCCUAUGACCUUAUAAUCUUACGUUUCCCGGAAAAAAAGUGAAUAUUUUUCCAAAAAAAAUGUUUUUAUCAAAGUGUUUACAUUCAAUCAAUCAAUCAAUCAAUCAAGUUUAUUUUAUAUAGCCCUUCGUACAUCAGUUGUGCGAAGGGCACAUCUUAUCAGAUGUGAUAAACAUUAUAUUUCAGUUGUUUUGUGUUUCUCUUUGUUUUUCCAUAUAAUCCAGAGGAGGUUAUUGUGUUUCUCUUUGAAAUAGGUGACAACAGAUGACACAACUAAGAUGGCGUAUUCCCUGUUGGUUUUUGCGUCCGUUGUUAGACAGAAACACUUGAUUUGAAAAGAGGAACUGUGGACAAUGUUUACAGAAUUUGUUACGACCUAUCUCUGCUCUUUGUUAACGUAGUAGGCAAUGGGUAUCAUAUUGUAAAUUGUUUUGUGUUUUUGUCAAUAAGUAAAAAUGAAUGUAUUUUGUAUAUAAAUAUUUUUUUGCACACAGUAGGACUAGAAUUGGAGACCAAGAUAUUAAUAAAACUACAUGUUAACAUUA